This is a messenger RNA of Condylura cristata (star-nosed mole), 3778 nucleotides long. RefSeq names its product v-kit Hardy-Zuckerman 4 feline sarcoma viral oncogene homolog (gene KIT). Gene Ontology annotation, biological process: positive regulation of MAP kinase activity; positive regulation of cell migration; multicellular organism development. The coding region runs from base 47 to 2980 and encodes 977 amino acids. Gene Ontology annotation, cellular component: signaling receptor complex. Gene Ontology annotation, molecular function: ATP binding; cytokine binding; transmembrane receptor protein tyrosine kinase activity. The record is from RefSeq and is a predicted model, not a curated record. Lineage: Eukaryota; Metazoa; Chordata; Mammalia; Eulipotyphla; Talpidae. The transcript has 21 exons.
GAGCUGGAACGCGGCACGGAGCUCGGAUCUCAGCGCAGCCACCGCGAUGAGAGGCGCUCGCGGCGCCUGGGAUUUUCUCGGCGUCCUGUUCCUCCUGCUCCGCGUCCAGACAGGCUCUUCUGAACCAUCUGUGAGUCCAGAGGAACCGUCUCCUCCAUCCAUCCAGCCAGCACAAUCAGAGCUAAUAGUCAGUGUUGGCGAUGAGAUUAGACUGCAAUGCAGCAAUCCUGAGUUUUUCAGAUGGACCUUUGAGUCCCUGGGUCAUUUAAGUGAGAAGACAGAGAGUGACUGGACCGUGCAGAAGGCAGAAGCCACCAAUACAGGCAAUUAUACAUGCACCAACAAAGGAGGCUUAAGCAGUUCCAUUUAUGUAUUUGUUAGAGACCCUGACAGGCUUUUCCUCACUGAGGAUAAGCCCUUGUAUGGGAAAGAAGACAAGGAUACCUUGGUCCGCUGUCCUCUGACAGACCCCAGUGUGAAGGACUACUCCCUCAUCGGGUGCGAGGGGAAACCCCUUCCAAAAGGCCUGGCUUUUGUCACUGACCCCAAGGCUGGCAUCACCAUCAGAAAUGUGAAACGCGAGUACCAUCGGCUGUGCCUCUACUGCUCUGCUGAACGGGAGGGCAAGACAGUGCUGUCGAAGAAAUUCACCCUCAAAGUGAGGGCAGCCAUCAGAGCUGUACCAGUUGUGUCUGUGUCCAAAGCAAGCCAGAUUCUUAGGGAAGGGGAAGAAUUUACGGUGAUGUGCUUGAUUAAAGAUGUGUCUAGUUCUGUGGACUCAAUGUGGAUAAAGGAAAACAGUCAGACUAAAAUACAGGUACUAAGUAAUAGCAGGCAUCAGGGUGACUUUGACUAUCUGCGCCAAGAAAGGUUGACUAUCAGCUCAGCAAGAGUUAACGAUUCUGGAGUGUUCAUGUGUUAUGCCAAUAAUACUUUUGGAUCAGCAAAUGUCACAACAACCUUGGAAGUAGUAGAUAAAGGAUUCAUUAAUAUCUUCCCUAUGAUGAAUACUACAAUAUUUGUAAAUGAUGGAGAAAAUGUGGAUCUGAUUGUUGAGUAUGAUGCAUACCCCAAACCUGAACGUCAGCAGUGGAUCUAUAUGAACAGAACCUCCACUGAUAAAUGGGAAGAUUACCCCAAGUCUGACAACCAGAGUAAUAUCAGAUAUGUCAGUGAACUUCACCUAACUAGAUUAAAGGGUAACGAAGGAGGCACUUACACAUUUCUAGCGUCCAAUUCCGAUGUCAAUUCUUCCGUGACAUUUAAUGUUUACGUGAACACAAAACCAGUAAUUCUGACUCGUGACAGUCUCAUGAAUGGCAUGCUCCAGUGUGUGGCAGAAGGAUUCCCCGAGCCCACAAUAGAUUGGUAUUUUUGUCCAGGAGCCGAGCAGAGAUGUUCUGUUUCUGUUCAGCCUGUGGAUGUGCAGCUCCAAAACUCAUCAGUGUCACAGUUCGGAAAGCUAGUAGUUCAGAGCUCCAUCGAUGAUAGUACCUUCAAGCACAAUGGCACGGUCGAGUGUAGGGCUCACAAUAGUGUGGGCGAGAGUUCCGCCUAUUUUAACUUUGCAUUUAAAGGUAACAACAAAGAACAACUCCAUCCCCACACCCUGUUCACACCUUUGCUGAUUGGUUUUGUGAUUGCAGCUGGUAUAAUGUGCAUCAUUGUGAUGAUUCUUACCUACAAAUAUUUACAGAAACCCAUGUAUGAAGUACAGUGGAAGGUUGUUGAGGAGAUAAAUGGGAACAACUAUGUUUACAUAGACCCAAUGCAACUUCCUUAUGAUCACAAAUGGGAGUUUCCCAGAAACAGGCUGAGUUUUGGGAAAACCUUGGGUGCUGGUGCCUUUGGGAAAGUUGUCGAAGCCACUGCUUAUGGCCUCAUUAAGUCAGAUGCUGCCAUGACCGUCGCUGUGAAGAUGCUCAAGCCAAGUGCCCAUUUAACGGAACGAGAAGCCCUCAUGUCUGAACUCAAAGUCUUGAGCUAUCUUGGGAACCACAUGAAUAUCGUGAAUCUUCUGGGCGCGUGCACCGUAGGAGGGCCCACCCUGGUCAUUACAGAAUAUUGUUGCUAUGGUGAUCUUUUGAAUUUUUUGAGAAGAAAACGUGAUUCAUUUAUUUGCUCAAAGCAGGAAGAUCAUGCAGAAGCAGCACUUUAUAAGAACCUUCUUCAUUCAAAAGAGUCUUCCUGCAGUGACAGUACUAAUGAAUACAUGGACAUGAAACCCGGAGUUUCUUAUGUUGUUCCAACCAAGGCAGACAAAAGAAGAUCAGCAAGAGUAGGCUCCUAUGUAGAAAGAGAUGUGACUCCCGCCAUCAUGGAAGAUGAUGAGUUGGCCCUGGACCUGGAAGACUUGCUGAGUUUUUCUUACCAGGUGGCAAAAGGCAUGGCAUUCCUCGCCUCAAAGAACUGUAUUCACAGAGACUUGGCUGCCAGGAACAUCCUCCUUACCCAUGGGCGAAUCACAAAGAUUUGUGAUUUUGGUCUAGCCAGAGACAUCAAGAAUGAUUCUAAUUAUGUGGUCAAAGGAAACGCUCGGCUACCUGUGAAGUGGAUGGCACCUGAAAGCAUUUUUAACUGUGUGUACACAUUUGAAAGCGAUGUCUGGUCCUACGGGAUUUUUCUGUGGGAGCUGUUCUCUUUAGGAAGCAGCCCGUAUCCUGGAAUGCCCGUCGAUUCUAAGUUCUACAAGAUGAUCAAGGAAGGCUUCCGCAUGCUGAGCCCUGAGCACGCACCUGCUGAGAUGUAUGACAUAAUGAAGACUUGCUGGGAUGUUGAUCCCCUGAAGAGGCCAACAUUCAAGCAGAUCGUUCAGCUCAUUGAGAAGCAGAUUUCAGAUAGCAGCAAUCACGUUUACUCCAACUUACUGAACUGCGGCCCCAAUCCGGAGCACCCUGUGGUGGACCACUCUGUGCGGAUCAAUUCCGUGGGCAGCAGCGCAUCUUCCACCCAGCCUCUGCUCGUGCACGAAGAUGUCUGAAGUGGAGCGAAUGCCUGGGGGUCUCCCCAUCAAGAAGGAUCCCCAUUCUUUCAUUUUCCAUGAUGGUCAUUGUUUUCCUUCGACUUGCAUCUGACUCCAGGGUAGUGAACACCCCCUGUAAUCCUGUCCUGUGAGCAGACUUGGGUGACCGAUGACUUUUGUCAUCUGGCACCACCCCCUUGCAAAGGUUCGAAAUGCCUAUGUUCCCCAUAGCAAAGGGGGCUACCCUUCAUGAGAAAAAUUUAACUUGGAGAGUGGAAGGGACUAGACACCCUGAAUUCUUUCCAAGUCUUCUCUAGUUUCUGCUCAAAAAUGUGGUUGAUCAUUUGCAUAAAAGGCAGUAGUCACCUACAGCUUUAGCAACCACCCAUGAUAUGAUGCAGAAAGAUUGGAAGCUCAAAUGUAAACCUUUGAGGUAGCAAAUACAACAUUAGUAGAACAAUGGACAGAAGUCUAGGGCUAUCUGGGCUUCAGAAGUCUAGUAUUUCAUGCGGGGAACAAGACAUAGGUCAUGAGAAGUUGCUCCUCGAGCAUGAAGAUGCUGCUAUGCCUGGGCCUUUGUACUACUGACCUGGUUUCUCAUUCGUUUGCUGUUAGGGAGCUGAAAUGGAGAGAAGGUCCCCCCAGGCAGCAUUUGUAUAUACUCAUCUAUACAUUGUACGUGUUCAUGUAUUUGAGGGGGGGCAUCUCACAAGGAGUGGUUUCUGGAUACUACCUUGGCUCAAGUCUGUUGUGUGUAGAAAUAGAUAAGAGCCAGGCAAGUCUGAAGGAAACAGUUAAUGCUUUUUUUUUUUUUUU